CGAGCCCGGCGCCGGAGCGGACCUCGGGGCCCAGGAGGUGGGAAGGGGCCGUCACGGUGCGCGGGGGAUCCCGGUGCCGCCUCUUGGCCGGGGCUUGCCCUGUCAUUUGGAAAUGACGGCCGAGCGGGAGCAACGCCUGCGUGCGGCAGUCACUCGCGGAGUGAGCGAGCCGCUUGCGUGACACGGCCGUGAGGAAGGUGCGUGUGAUCGCAGGCCGCGUCAGCGCGGUGCUUCCAGCAGACAGGAAGGUGAACGCCGUGUGUACCAGAAAGCGCCGGCGGGGUCACAGCCGAAACGCGGCAUCCGUGCUGGAACUGUCCGAGCGGGGAGGCGGGCGGAACCGGGAGGCGGAAGGCAGGUCUGACAGGAGGAGGCUGGAGGAGCUUGGCUUUUUUUGGCCUGGAACGGAGGAGCUGAGAAUGCAGGGUCACCGGCUAUAAAUACAGCAGCAGUGUAAACAGCGUGGGGGUGGAAGAGGAACAGCCCUUUAAACAAAAGAGCUGUGGGCAUGGGAAUAGGGGAAGGUAAAUCCAUAGAAUGGAGAUUAUCGUUAGAACAGCGGUUUGGGGUAAGGCUGUUUAGUGGGGAUAAGGAUAAGGGUGAUGGGCACUGUGUGUGCGUGGACCUGGCAGAAGGUUGGGGGCUGCUUCCAGUUGUUGGAGAUUGGCCGGGUGGGCCAGUGAAUGCACUUUGGUCUUGGGACCAGGGGCUGGAGGACAUGAUGCCCCGUUCUGAGCUGUUGUCCUUUGCUUUUGGGCUUCUCCUCCACCUGCUAGAAAAAGCCGUGGUGCACCGGGCGAAGGCUGUAAACAAGAACUGAAGGGCUUCAACUCGCUCGAUGACCUUCUCCACGUCAAAGGCAUCACCACCCGCAUCUUGGAGCUGAACAGUCAGCGGAUGACUUGCAGAAGGCGACCAAGCAGUGAGGAAGCUGUCAGGGUGAGCCCUGCUCUGCUGGGGGACAGCAAAGCUCCCGUGCCUCAGGUGGUGGCUGAGGAGGAAGAUGUGUCAGGGCCCUGGGAGCUGGAGUGUGCUGGGAAGAGGAACCUGGGGCCCGGGCUGGAGGCCAAUGGCUCCCAGGGGCAGGAGGAGCAGGAGCCAGUCAGCUCCACGGCCUGCGGAGAGCCAGAGGAGGAGGAGGAGACAGAAGAGGAAGAAGGGAGCUGCUGCAGUGAGGAAGGGGAAGAUGGCAGUAACAUCUAUUUCUACUACACCAUUGGCGAGCGCUGGAUAGACUAUCUGCAGCGGACGGAGGACAGCGGCUUUCUCCGCCACGUGCGGCCCAAGAUGAAGCGGAAGUCAGAGAACGGCCUGGAUGGCAGGGCACUGUCCCCCGGUAAAAAGCUGUGCAAGGGCUCAGAGUACAGCAGGACACUGGGUCCUUGCACGCCCAGUCCCACCACCACCUUUGGGGACCUGCGCAACGCUAAAGCUGGCCAGGCCCGGCGCCGCCGCAUCCCCUCUGUUGCUCCUCCGCCCGAGCUGCAGGACUGGCUGCGCACCUUCCAGCGGUGGAGCGGCCCAGAGAAGCUGCUGGCUCUGGAUGAGCUCAUUGAUCGCUGCGAGCCCUCCCAGAUCAAGUACAUGAUGCAGGUCAUUGAACCACAGUUCCAGAGAGACUUCAUUUCACUGCUGCCCAAGGAGCUGGCACUCUAUGUCCUCUCAUUCCUGGAGCCUCGGGACCUGCUCCGCGCUGCCCAGACCUGCCGCUACUGGAGGGUCUUGGCUGAAGAUAACCUGCUUUGGAGGGAGAAAUGCCGUGAAGAAGGCAUUGAGGAGCCCUUGAACCUGCGUAAACGGCGCCUGCUGAGCCCUGGAUUCAUGUACAGCCCCUGGAAAUUUGCCUUUAUGCGGCAGCACAAAAUUGACAUGAAUUGGCGCAGCGGCGAGCUUAAAGCCCCCAAGGUGCUGAAGGGACAUGAUGACCACGUCAUCACCUGCCUGCAGUUCUGUGGCAACCGGAUAGUGAGCGGCUCAGAUGACAACACGCUCAAAGUGUGGUCGGCCGUCACCGGAGAGUGUGUGCAGACUCUAGUUGGCCACACAGGAGGUGUCUGGUCCUCCCAGAUGAGGGACAGCAUUGUCAUCAGCGGCUCUACGGACCGAACACUCAAAGUGUGGAACGCAGACACAGGCGAAUGCGUGCACACGCUGUAUGGGCACACAUCCACAGUGCGCUGCAUGCACUUGCACGGGAACAGGGUUGUGAGUGGCUCACGGGAUGCCACUCUGCGCCUCUGGGACAUCGAGACCGGGCAGUGUCUACACGUGUUGAUGGGGCACGUGGCCGCCGUGCGCUGUGUGCAGUAUGAUGGGCACAAGGUGGUGAGCGGUGCGUACGACUACACAGUGAAAGUGUGGGACCCUGAGAGUGAGAGCUGCACUCACACGCUGCAGGGACACACGAACCGCGUCUACUCAUUGCAGUUUGACGGGACGCACAUCGUGAGCGGCUCUCUGGACACGUCAAUUCGAGUGUGGGAUGUAGAAAGUGGGAACUGCUUACACACCCUCAUGGGGCACCAGUCGCUUACAAGCGGCAUGGAGCUACGUGACAACAUCCUUGUGUCCGGCAACGCUGACUCCACCGUAAAGAUCUGGGACAUCAAGACGGGCCAGUGCCUGCAAACGCUGCAGGGGCCGAGCAAGCACCAGAGCGCUGUGACCUGCCUGCAGUUCAGCUCCAAGUUCGUGGUGACCAGCUCGGACGAUGGUACUGUCAAGCUCUGGGACCUCAAGACGGGCGAAUUUGUGCGCAACCUGGUGGCACUGGAGAGCGGGGGCAGCGGGGGCGUGGUGUGGCGCAUCCGUGCCUCCAACACCAAGCUGGUGUGCGCGGUGGGCAGCCGCAACGGGACAGAGGAGACCAAGCUGCUAGUGCUGGACUUUGAUGUGGACCUGAAAUGA
This is a messenger RNA of Numida meleagris (helmeted guineafowl), 2907 nucleotides long. Its product is annotated as F-box/WD repeat-containing protein 7-like. The record is from RefSeq and is a predicted model, not a curated record. NCBI's taxonomy places the organism in Eukaryota, Metazoa, Chordata, Aves, Galliformes, Numididae. Gene Ontology annotation, cellular component: nucleus; cytoplasm. Bases 898 to 2907 code for a protein of 669 amino acids. Gene Ontology annotation, biological process: ubiquitin recycling; proteasome-mediated ubiquitin-dependent protein catabolic process. The transcript is spliced from 13 exons. Gene Ontology annotation, molecular function: ubiquitin binding.